Molecule: messenger RNA, 442 nt
Organism: Myotis brandtii (Brandt's bat)
Lineage: Eukaryota; Metazoa; Chordata; Mammalia; Chiroptera; Vespertilionidae
Product: otogelin-like
Exons: 2
Cellular component (GO): extracellular matrix
Source: RefSeq, a predicted model, not a curated record
AUGAUGCUCACUGACGCCCCCUGUGUCCCUGCAGCCUUCCUGUGCUCCAGCGACUCCACGUACCAGGCCUGUGUGGCUGCCUGUGAGCCUCCCGAGUCCUGCCAGGAUGGGAUGCUGGGCCCGCUGGACCCGGAGCAGUGCCAGGUGCUGGGCGAGGGCUGCGUCUGCUCUGAGGGCACCCUCUUGCACCGCCGCCACUCGGCGCUCUGCAUCCCUGAGGAGAAGUGCGCCUGCACGGACAGCACGGGGGUGCCGCGGGCCCUGGGGGAGACCUGGAACAGCUCCCUCAGCGGAUGCUGCCAACACCAGUGCCAAGCUCAGGACACCAUCGUCCCAGUGGACCUGGACUGCCCGGGCCCCCGCCCUGAGACCUGUCCCCGCUUUGGGGAGGUGGCCCUGCUCCGGCCCACGGAGGAUCCGUGCUGCCUGGGGGCUGUUUGUG